AUUGGGGGAAGAAUUUAGAAUCGAUUCUGAAUUGAGAAAAUUUUGGGUUUGUUCGGAUAAAAAGCUUCUUCCUCAUUGACUAUUCAGUUUCCAUAUAAUUCGCAUUCUGUGGAUGAUUCCAUUUCAUCCCACCUUUCUCUCCGAUCGGCUCAUACUUCACAGAUUCUCUCACUCUCCCAUCUCUCUAAAUUCAAUCCUUUCCUUAUCAUCUGUUGUUCUGUUUCAGUUUCUUUCGCUUUCCAAUCCAUACCCCUUUUCCUUCUCCCUCUUUGACUCUCAUUUUUUGCUGAAAUUGCGCUUUGAUUUGCCCCCAAUUGCCUGGAAUUUGGAUUUUCUGAUCUGGGGUUUCGAUUUUUUCAUCUGGGUAUUGGAUUUUGCUUCUGGGAUUUGUGGGAUGAAGAUCGUGGAAUUGGAAGAUGCUGGAAAUGACCGGGAAACUGAAAUCGGUAGUGGUCAGAUUGUGAAAGUCGAUGCUAAAAGAGCUUUGGUUGGGGCUGGGGCUCGAAUCCUGUUUUACCCUACCCUUUUGUAUAACGUGCUUCGGAACAAAAUGGAAGCUGAAUUCAGAUGGUGGGAUGAAGUUGAUCAGUUUCUUUUGCUGGGUGCAGUGCCCUUCCCCAAAGACGUGCCGAGAUUGAAGAAGCUUGGUGUUGGUGGUGUUAUCACUCUCAAUGAACCUUAUGAAACACUAGUUCCAUCUUCCUUGUAUUAUCGCCAUGGAAUCGACCACUUAAAGAUCCCAACGAGAGAUUAUUGUUUUGCUCCUAAAUUUUCUGAUAUCAGUCGAGCUGUUGACUUUAUUCACAGAAAUGCAUCAUCUGGUAAAACAACAUACGUCCAUUGUAAAGCAGGACGAGGAAGGAGCACAACUAUUGUGCUUUGCUAUUUGGUCAGACAUAAGCACAUGACCCCAUCUACUGCACUGGAAUACGUGCGCUCUAGAAGACCACGUGUAUUGCUCGCCCCCUCACAGUGGGAGGCUGUUCAAGAAUACAGCAACCACGGACCCGUUACGAGUUCUAGCUCACCCUCAGGAGGAGAUGCAGUCCUCAUUACAAAAGACGAUUUAGAAGGAUAUCAUGGAACAUGUAUCGAUAGUGCGGGUAGAGAACUUGCAGUAGUCCCUAGAAUGGGUAAGUCAAAGCCCAUGAUAGCAAGGUUGUCAUGCCUCUUUUCCUCUUUGAUAGUUCAUGGCAGUACUGGAUCUCUCAUUAAGCGUCUGCCCGCACCGGAGGCUCGUGCUUGUUGAUGAUGACCAUGGCAACCUCCUCUUGUAUAGAUGUGUCAAGGAAGUAAGAAUCAAACUCUUGAUUAGAGUGGAGAAGUGAAUGGAAAAGGCUCGAACAACGUCGUUUGCCUGAAGCUCGUAGAACACUAAACAGUGAUUAGGUUGUACAUAACUGGUACAUCAAAAUUUUCCCUUCCCUUGAAUAAUCUUCUCAAGAAAACAGAGAAAACCUCAUGGUUUGUGCUGAUGGAAAAUAUUAAGGUUGUUGGCUACAGAGUCAAAAAAAAAAAAAAAAAAAAAAAAAAAAAAGUUACGACCUUACUUGAACGAGAUCUAUUCUAUAGGUUGUAACCAUGUCGUGUCUUCUAUAGGUUGUAACCAUGUCGUGUCUUCUAUGGUUCCUUGUAGCAGCAGCAAAAACAAGUUCUAUGUAAACUCAUGAUAGCUUAUGCCACAUGUUGAAUAUUUGAAACGGCAAACCCAAACCUCAAUGGAGAAAGUAACUUUAUUUAAA
This is a messenger RNA of Benincasa hispida (wax gourd), 1742 nucleotides long. Its product is annotated as phosphatidylglycerophosphate phosphatase PTPMT1-like. NCBI's taxonomy places the organism in Eukaryota, Viridiplantae, Streptophyta, Magnoliopsida, Cucurbitales, Cucurbitaceae. The record is from RefSeq and is a predicted model, not a curated record. Gene Ontology annotation, biological process: protein dephosphorylation. Gene Ontology annotation, molecular function: phosphoprotein phosphatase activity.